Molecule: messenger RNA, 1635 nt
Organism: Pyrenophora tritici-repentis Pt-1C-BFP
Lineage: Eukaryota; Fungi; Ascomycota; Dothideomycetes; Pleosporales; Pleosporaceae
Source: RefSeq, a predicted model, not a curated record
AUGACAUCGCUACGACACCGAGUCAACACUAUACCAGUGCGGCCGAUCAACAACAAAGAAGUGGAGGUCAUGGAUUUGGAGAGCAUUAUCGCAGAAUUCGUCGACCCAGACAUGCUCCACCACUUCAACGACUCGACUCCCGAUCAAGAUCUAGCACAGUUCUUUGACCUUCCUUCGUCGAAUGAGAGUGAGCCAUUCGACAUAGUGCCUAUACCCGAUUGGAACACACACGCUACUUGGCACAAGGCUCUCGAUGACAGCCAACAAAACCCACUUUCAGCCCGAUGCGAUGAUUCCACCUCAUCUAUCUACCUGAGUUCGUCUACCGGGAAAGAGUCUCAUAGCGAUUCGGAGUUGUUGAGUUUCGACGACAUCUUCGAGGCUCCCAGAAACCAAUUGAGGUCCAUUUCUCAGCCUUCCACACCACGACCGCACACAUCUACACGAUCUGCCAAGAAGACUGUUUCUUUCCACUGCCAAAAUACAACCCGGGCAGUUACAAAACUACCUAAGAAGUCGCCUACGGCAUCUUUCGCAAAGAUGAUGCAGCCAUCAUAUCACCGCUCUCCCAUCCCAGACAUGUGGACGAAAAAGGCAGAAAGCACAACCGGAUCCUUCCAACGCUGCUCAUCGCAAGAAUUGGGUUCGCCACCUCUUUCCUCCAAAGUCGUCCAACAAGAGAGCAGCAAUGAUUUCUGUGCUCCGUAUUCGCAGCCGCCAGUUUACACCCACACUCGCUCACCUCUCCCCCACGACGAACCCGAUUUCUCAAACUACCAGUUGACACCAUCGGCAUCCCCGGCAAUUGGUAUUUCCAACGGCACUCACAACGACCAGAGCUUCCGCGGUAACAUGGGCUCAGUAUUGAGCUCUUCGUCAGCGUCAAGUGCGGCUCUUUCAGCCUUGCAAACCCCGCCCUCAUCUCUUCCUUUGCCCAUGACAAUAUGGGGUCCGGAAACUUCGCCAGGCUUAGACUUCAGCUUCUCAGCCUCGCCCGAAUUUUCCAACGAUACCAAGACAGCUGGAUGGUGGGAUGACCAGAUCGCUACGUCGCAGCCUUGCUCGAUGAGCGUUCACGAAGGCAACUCCCGUUGCACAAGCCAGAACAUGGGUCUAGGUAUCACAUGUGAUUCGUCGUUUGAUUUCAACAUAAAUGACAGUGGUCUUCCUGCCCUCGAAAUGCCCACCUUCGGAUACCCCACGUUUUCCCAUGCCCCCCAACAACAGGUAGAUCAGAUGAUCCCAAUUGGCCGCCCAAUCUCUCGCUCCCCAUCACCAAACACGCAGCCACGCUUCCACCGCCGGCGCCCAUCAACAAACUCGCACCCCCACCACCGCACUAGCUCAUCUUCGCAACGCCGCAAAUCCAGCAACGGGUCUACUCACUCUUCGCGCCAGAUGAGCGGUACAGCGAGCGAUGGCUUUGUGAAUUUCACACCAGACGAUAGCAGGAAGAUUCUUACCGGUGUGGCGCCGAGCGGGUCCAGCAAAACAAAGGCAAGAAGGGAAAAGGAGGCUGCUGAUAAGCGGCGCAAGAUUAGUCAGGCGGCCAUGAAGGCCGUGAUUGAGGCUGGCGGAGAUAUUGAUAGUCUUCGGAGGUUGGAGAGAGAGGCCUUUCUCGCUAUGGAAGGAUGA